Molecule: messenger RNA, 6334 nt
Organism: Oldenlandia corymbosa var. corymbosa
Lineage: Eukaryota; Viridiplantae; Streptophyta; Magnoliopsida; Gentianales; Rubiaceae
Source: the annotation of a GenBank genome assembly
GGUAUAAAUCUUUCAACCCAAGGGUAUGGCUGGUCAGCUUCAGUGCCUAAUUUGCAAGUUUUGAGCUUGUCAAAUUGCUAUCUUUCUGGGCCGAUUGAUUCUUCUCUGAUGAAACUCAAGUCUCUUUCUGUCAUACGGCUUGAUCAGAAUAUUUUCUCAGUUCAAAUCCCUGAGUUCUUUGGGGAUUUUCCCAAUCUGACUGUCUUGAGUUUAAGCACCUGCGGAUUCUCUGGAGUAGUUCCACAGAAAAUAUUCCAGGUACCAACUCUUCAAACUCUUGACUUGUCCAACAACAGGGAUCUUCUAGGUUCUCUGCCCGAAUUCCCCGCAAAUUCAUCUAUUCAAAAUCUGUUGCUCAGUUACAAUCAAUUCUCAGGAAGGUUACCAUAUUCCAUUGGUAACCUUAAAAUGUUAUCCCAGUUGGACUUGAGAGCUAACAACUUUACAGGGCCAAUCCCAAGUUCAGUGGAAAGCCUUACCAGCCUUGUUUCUAUAGACUUGUCUGCCAAUUACUUCAAUGGUUCUGUUCCAUCUUUUCAUCUUUCCAAAAAUCUUACAUACAUCAACCUUCCAAAGGAUAAGACUUGAUAAUCUUGAGUUUCUUCACUUGCGUGAGAAUUCGUUGGAGGGGCAAAUUCCUGAAAAUCUAUUCUUGAUGCCAUCACUUACAUCCUUGUCUCUUGCCUUCAACGAAUUUUCUGGUCAAAUUAGUGAAGCAGUAAACAGUCAGCCUUUCCGAUUGGCCGCAAUUCAUUUGCAAAACAAUAACUUAGAAGGGCCGGUGCCUCGGUUUCUAUUUGGUUUACCUAACCUUACCACUCUAAGUCUUGCUUGGAACCAAUUCAAUGGAACAUUAGAGUUGCUCGAUUUUGGAAAGCUACCCCAACUCACUUCUCUUGAUCUUUCAUACACCAAUUUGGUUAUUGACACAACCACCAGUUAUGCUCUGCCUUCUUUGCUUCCCAAAUUUCAAACUUUGAUGUUAGCUUCAUGCGGCAUAAGAAAGUUCCCACCCUUACAGAAUCAGUCAGGAAUUAUGAUGCUAGACCUUUCAAACAAUGAAAUAGAGGGCAAUAUACCUAGCUGGCUAUGGGACGUUGGAAAUGGAUUUCUUCGCUUUUUGAAUCUUUCUCAUAAUCAGUUGACACAUUUUCAAGAACCUUACACUUUCGGCUAUCUGAAUUUACUUGAUCUGCAUUCAAAUUUCCUCACAGGGAAACUUCCAUUACCAACAUCUAUAACCUUUCUGGAUUUAUCAAGCAACAAUUUCGAUUCUUCAUUCCCUGCAGACAUUGGUAAUCACCUAAAAGAUGCUAGGUUUUUCUCAGUUGCAAACAAUAAGCUGGUGGGUAGCAUUCCUGAAUCACUGUGCAAUGCAACUAGGCUUAAAUUACUUGACUUAUCCAACAAUACCUUAAGCAACACAAUACCGCCAUGUUUGUUGGGAAAUAGCCAAAACUUUGGAGUGUUUAAUCUAAGACGAAACAACCUCAGUGGCUAUAUACCCGAAGUAUCUUUUCUUUACAGCUGCAGAUUAGAAACUUUUGAUCUAAGUUGGAACUACUUGGAAGGGAAAGUUCCGGCAUUUUUGUCCAGCUGCAAUAAUCUAGAGGUCAUAAACCUCGGCAACAACAGACUAGACGGUACCUUCCCGUGCUGGAUAAACAAUCUGACAAGCCUGCGCCUGCUUGUGUUGCGUAACAACCACUUCCACGGAAGCAUUAGCUGUCCUGGAAACAACUAUACCUGGCCAAGUCUUCAGCUGGUUGAUCUUGCUGUAAACAACUUCAGCGGCGCUGUACCAAGGGAUCUUUUCUUGAGUUUGAAGGAAAUGUCAGUUCCAGAGGAUGAUCCCAAUGCUCAGCUUGAUCAUCUACGAUAUGAUACGUUCCUUGGUGAUCAAAUAUACUAUGUAGACUCAGUCUCAGUCGUCCUGAAAGGCGUGGAUUUCGAACUGCAGAAGAUCCUGACCAUCUUUACAUCCAUUGACUUCUCCAGCAAUCAUUUCCAAGGCAAUGUGCCUGAAACAGUUGGUGAUCUCCAAAGGCUGUACCUUCUUAACUUGUCACACAAUGGUUUUGCUGGUCCAAUCCCACAGUCAAUAGGAAACUUGAAGGAGCUGGGGUCAUUAGACCUGUCAGUCAAUCAUCUGAAUGGGGAAAUCCCGACAAAUUUCAGGCCUUACAUUCCUAUCAUUCUUGAACUUUUCUUACAAUGAGCUGGUUGGAAUGAUACCUGGGGGUAGACAGAUGCAGACAUUUACAGAAAGUAGCUUCCUUGGAAACAGUGGAUUAUGUGGUUUUGCUGUCAACAGAUCAUGCAAUUCUACAGCAACUUCAACAGAAUUUCCAGGUGUAGCAACUGAGGAGGAAGAAUCGGUUUCCAAGAGUGACAUUUACAUCAGUGCAGCAAUAGGAUUUGUUGUGAGCCUUUCACUCAUUUAUUGGUCAUUUUUGUUCUGUAAAAGACGGAGGGAAUGGUGUGACCACCAUCUUGACAUAUUUGUUCUUAAAAUUCUCCUCCAGACGCACAAAUGAGACAACGAAAAAGAAAAUGAAUACGGUUACCAUUUUAUUUCAUGCUUUUUUCAUCUUACAAGUGUAAAUUAAAGGCAAGGCUAGAAUGUACAAAUAUAGUUUCAACAGAUAUCUUUCAAGAACUUGUGUUAGUAUAUAAUAACCCAUCCUAAAUCAUGAGAUAAAAUAUUUAAAAAAAAUUAGAGAAAAAACAGUAACUGAGGGCUGAAGCUUUUUUUUAUUUUUUAUUUUUUUUCAAAAAAAGAAAUCGCAUUUUUCAAAAAAAAAGAAAAAAGAAAAAAGGAAAUGGCACUGAGUUCGUAUAUUAAAACAGGAAUCAUAAGCGCCAAACCAACAAGGCAACAACUCAUAUCGAACCCGCGAAACGCCGGACUUAGAAGGUGGCGCCACCGCGAUCGUUGAACCCAACUUCCAAUACACGGGAGACGGGACUACCAUAACACCGGCAGCCAUGGAGCCGAUGGAGCUUGAUGGCGUACCUACUGCUUCUCCAGAUAAGGGAGAAGAGGGAGGUCAGAUAGCAGUAAUAAUGAUUGGGCCUCCAGGUAGUGGAAAAUCCACAUUCUGUGACCACCUCAUUCGGAUUUCUCCCCGACCCUGGGUCCGCAUUUGCCAGGUUCGUGAUGUGUGCCUCGACCUAGACGUUCGCCUGUUACCUGUUUGCUGAAUUGCUUCGCUGGAUUUCUUAUCACUGUAUGCAUUACUCUAUGAUUAUCUCUUGGUUCAAUAAUUAAUAUGGUUCUGUUUGACAUGGCUUAGAUGAAAAAACACAACUAACCUUGUUCGCUUUGCACUUUUAGUUGACAAUUCUGUCUUACUCAUGUUUCUGAUUCCUUUUCAUUAGAUAGUUUCAUUGAGAGGGCCAUUGCGGAUAUUCUUUUGUCAAAAGGAGAAAAAGGAAAAAUGAACCCUUUGAAGUUAAAAGUGUGGAGGUAAUUAUUAAAGAAAGCAUAAAGCAAGUGAUUCUUCGCGUGUGUGCAUAUAUUAGGCUUUGUUGAAUAUGGCAUGGAAUCCAGUGCAAUAGUGAAUGAUAGAUUCGGAUAGAAGGCGCUAACAAAGGUAUUAGUGUUGUGUUGGAAUACAGUGAUAAUGAAUGCUAGAAACCAACUUUUGCUUAGAAUUUAAAUUAUCUGUGCAAUCACUUUGUUUCUUGUUUCUAAAAUUCAGGAUACCAUUGGAAACGGUAAGCCUGGGACUAAAACACAGUGCAUAAUGAGUGCAGCUAGUGCGCUAAAAGAAGGAAAAAGUGUGUUAAUUGAUAGAUGCAACAUAGACAGAGAACAGCGAGCAGACUUUCUGAAACUUGGUGGGUCUGGAGUGCAGAAGCAUGCAGUGGUGCUUGAUCUUCCUGCAAAACUUUGUAUAUCUCGUUCUGUCAAGAGAACUGAUCAUGAAGGAAACUUGCAAGGCGGAAAGGCAGCUGCUGUUGUGAAUCGCAUGCUGCAAAAGAAAGAAGCUCCUAAGCUGAGUGAAGGUUUCAGUCGGAUUACAUUUUGCUACAUCGAAAAAGAUGUUGAAGCCGCCAUCAAUAUGUACAGUGCACUUGGUCCUGGAGACACACUUUCAUCAGGCUGCUUUGGCCAGAAGAACCCAGAAGCCAAAAUUCAACUUGGUAUAAUGAAAUUCCUUAAAAAGGUAGACCCUCCGGGUAAAGAUAGACUUGUAGGAAGUAAUUCUCAGAAUUCUCCUUGUAGUAAGACCGCUGAAGAGAAGGAUUCUGACCUGGGAAGGCUAGGGAAUCAUUCAGCUCCAUUGGAACACAUCCACCAGGACAAGAAGGAUUCAGCAAACUCAGAAAGUGCUACACUAAGUGGUAUAAUAUCUGUAGAUAGUGUUCCCACCUUAGCGUUUCCAUCUCUCUCUACUGCUGAUUUCCACUUCAAUCUUGAGAAGGCAUCCGAUAUUAUCGUUGAGAAAGUUGGAGAAUUCGUGACUAAGUUGGGAAAUGCUAGACUUGUUUUGGUAGAUUUGUCUCACGGAUCAAAAAUAUUGUCUCUAGUUCGGUCUAAAGCUGCACAAAAGAACAUUGAUCCAAACAAAUUCUUCACUUUUGUUGGAGAUAUCACUAGGCUCUACUCUGGCGGGGGCUUGUGCUGCAAUGUAAUUGCUAAUGCUUCCAAUUGGCGACUAAAGCCUGGAGGUGGAGGAGUCAAUGCAGCUAUAUAUAGUGCUGCCGGCCCUGAACUAGAAAGUGCGACCAAGGAAAUAGCAGCAUCUCUUGCACCUGGAAAAGCUUUGAUUGUUCCUCUUCCUUCAACUUCACCGUUAUCCGUAAAGGAGAGGGUAACCCAUGUAAUUCAUGUCCUCGGACCAAAUAUGAAUCCACAAAGGCCGAACUAUCUGAACAAUGAUUAUGUCAAAGGCUGCAAAAUAUUACGAGAAGCAUAUUCAUCAUUGUUUGAAAGUUUUGCUGCCAUUCUCCGUACCAAAAAGAGUUUGCCACAAGAAAGUAAUGAAAUUUCUUUGGGUUCGCAAAAUCCUCUGGGAAGAAAUUGUUUUGAUAGUGAUCAGAAAGUCAAGAGAGAAGCAGUUGAUGAAUGUGAAAUGAACAAAAAGUCAAAGUCACUUCUAAAAGAAGUUAGACAUCAUGUUAGCCAUACUGUGGACCAGAAAGCGAACUUUGAGACCGAAAAACCUGAAAGGUUGGAGGGGAUUUUGGGGAAAACUGGAACUUAUGCCAAGCAUUCAGGGGAUAAACGAGACAGCAGGGAUGAAACUGGUUCAAAGAAAGUCUGGGGCUCGUGGUCUCAGGCCCUGUACCAAAUCGCCAUGCACCCUGAGAAGCAUUCUAAAGAUGUAAUACAAAUUUUGGAUGAUAUCGUGGUGCUUAAUGACCUUUAUCCAAAGGCGCGCAAGCAUUUGUUAGUGCUGGCUCGAGUUGAAGGUCUUGAUGGACUUGCAGAUGUAUGCAAAGAGCAUCUUCCUUUACUAAACAAGAUGCAAGAAGUUGGCCUGAAGUGGGUAGAAAGGUUUCUGAAUGAGGAUAAAUCAUUAAUAUUUCGUUUGGGUUAUCACUCGGUAAGCAUGAAUCGACUGCCAAAAUUAGUUCUUUCCAUUCACACCAUCCUUUGCAUGUUUUCCUUAUUAUGUUGGAUGGAACAUCAGGUGAAGGCCUGGAACAAAAGGAUUCGAUGCCCCUGGCUCUCCCCCUUGUAUAGCAUACAAAUAUUUCUUCACAAAACCGCGUAAAAAAUAGCUACCUUAUUGUGGAUGUGCUGCUAUUGUUGUUAAACCUCUUCAUCUGCCACUGUCAAUCAGGAUGUUUGUUUUACUCUAUCUCUGUUGCAGGUUCCAUCAAUGCGACAAUUGCACUUGCAUGUUAUUAGCCAAGAUUUUGAUUCCAAACAUCUAAAGAAUAAGAAGCACUGGAAUUCAUUCACCACGCCAUUUUUCCGUGACUCGGUUGAUGUGAUGGAGGAAGUAAACAAACACGGAAAGGCCAUCAUCAAAGACGACGAGAGCUUCCACUCUAUGGAGUUGCGUUGCCAUAGGUGCCGGAGUGCACAUCCCAACAUACCCCGCCUGAAAACCCAUAUCAGUAAAUGUCAAGCACCUUUCCCCAAUGUUCUAGUAGAGAAUGGUCGGCUGGUAUUUAGCCCGGAUCAUCUGAAUAAGUGCGUACACAGUUCAUAAGCAUUGCUUCUAUUUGAACUUGGUCUAUGAAUCUAACUAGAUGUGAAAUUUACAUUUCUCAAGAUCUUGACUUACGGCAUCGCCACCUCACCAUUCAUCCAAGGAGAAUCUUUAACUUCACAUUCGAACUUUACUCAAGUAAUAAUCGGUUACACUAAAGUCAC